AUGAACACUUCAUCUGCAGCAGGGGGUCCAGCGGAAGCAGCCCCCGCGAAGUACAUCCCCCCACAUCUCCGUCGCCAGCAGCAGCAGCAGCAGCAGCAGCAACAGCAGCAGCAGGGACCAGGAGCUUCAGCAGCAGCAUCCGCAAGCUCCCCCGUUGGCUCUGUGGGUGGCGGUUAUCCUUCCUAUCCUUCUGCAGGAGGAAGCACUGGAGGGGGCGCCUGCACAGGGGCCCCUCGUAUGGGUUCAGGGGCUCUAGGUGCUGUGAAUGGACGGCGAAACCUGCAGGGGGCUUCUCCUGAAGGCCGCAGUCGCUUUAGUUGUUUAGCUGAGCGGCCUUCUCCUGUGAACGACUUCAAUAGAGGGCCGCAUGCAGACGCAAGAGGGGGAGGUGGAGGGGCCCCUCCUGAAGGGCACAGCAGCAGCAGUUCUCGUGGAGGCGGUGGUGCGGGUUCAGGCAGCAGCAGCAGCAGCAACUGGGGCGGAGGAGCGGGGAGGCCCCCUCGAGCCAGUCAGACAGGAACAGGGUGGGAUGUAAGGGAUGGGCGAUCUUAUAGACCUGAGAGAGCCGACGAUGUGUUUAGCCCCGAAAAACAACAGAGUACUGGUAUUAAGUUUGAUGCUUAUGAUAAAGUGCCUGUGGAGUUAAAGGGGAGAGGGUCUGAGAAGAUAUUACCGGUAGAGUCUUUUGAAGAGGUUGGAUGCAAGUUCUCACCUCUUUUAAUGGAGAACGUUGCGAGGGUUAAUUAUAGCCGCCCAACUCCUAUUCAGAAGAACUCUAUUCCUACUAUUCUAGCGGGAAGAGAUCUUAUGGCUUGUGCACAAACAGGCUCAGGCAAGACAGCAGCAUUCUUAUAUCCUAUAAUAGCUCAAAUGCUACAGACGGGUCCCCCAGCUCUCCCAGCUAGCGAAAGGGGUUCAACUAGUGCAUACAGGAGAAGCGUCUUCCCUGUUUGUCUUGUUCUCUCUCCCACCCGAGAACUUGCAAUGCAAAUCUAUCAAGAGGCACGCAAGUUCCAGUUUGGUACGGGUAUUCGAACCGUUCCUGUCUAUGGAGGGUCUCAGAUUAAGCGGCAACUCAUGGAUUUAGACGCAGGCUGUGAUAUUUGCGUAGCAACACCAGGGCGUCUUGCUGAUGUUCUUGAGAGGCGCAAGAUUCGUCUUGCAUUGGUGCGUUACUUGGUACUGGAUGAAGCGGAUAGAAUGCUGGAUAUGGGUUUUUUGCCUCAAAUAAAGUCAAUAGUUGACGAUUUCGACUUACCGCCUUGCCCUUCACCAGGCAGUGUUUCGGAAGAAGGAGCUGGAAGGGGGAGGCAGACGAUCAUGUUUUCUGCAACAUUUCCGAAGGAGAUUCAAAUGCUAGCGAAGGAUUUCAUGCAUGAUUAUAUUUAUUUAGCUGUUGGCCGCGUGGGCAGCACAAAUGAAUUUAUUCGACAGCGACUAUUGUACGCGGAUGAAGAUCAGAAGAUAAAGUUGUUGGUAAAUCUAUUGCGGGAAUCGGAAAAGGGUUUAGUAAUAGUUUUUGUUGAGACGAAGAAGAAAGCAGACAUGAUUGAAGAUUACCUUUUAAACGAAACCUUCCCAGCUAUUUCUAUUCAUGGAGAUAGAACACAAGAAGAACGCGAAGAUGCACUAAGACAUUUCAAGUCAGGACAUAGGCCGAUCUUAGUAGCCACCGAUGUAGCGGCCCGCGGCCUUGAUAUCUCAAAUGUUAAACAUGUCAUUAACUACGACUUACCUUCAAACAUCGACGACUACGUACACCGCAUAGGUCGUACAGGCCGUGCGGGAAACCUCGGCUUAGCUACAUCCUUUGUCAAUGAACAGAACAGACCUAUUCUCAGAGAUUUGCUGCAUCUUUUAGAAGAGGCAAAUCAGGAAAUACCAGGGUUUCUACACCCCCUCGUCGUAUCCUGCACCUCUUCCUCGUUGCGGCUUGGCGGCCGGGGAGGCUUCGGUCGCAUGGCUAGCAGCAGCAGCAGCAGCAGAUUCGGUGGAGGCGCAGGCGGCUCAUUCAGCCGCACCUCUGCUCCUUCAGGUUCUUACUCCAUUGGCGGAGGAGGCCGCAUGACAGGGGCUUCAGAUUGGCGAUCAGAGGCCACAGGCAGACCUACUGGCUUCUCAGCAGGCAUUGGGUUUGCUGCUGAACGCACCGGGCCUGCGCGGGACGCGUGGUAG
This is a messenger RNA of Eimeria acervulina, 2175 nucleotides long. Its product is annotated as ATP-dependent RNA helicase, putative. Gene Ontology annotation, cellular component: nucleus. The transcript has 2 exons. The coding region runs from base 1 to 2175 and encodes 724 amino acids. Gene Ontology annotation, molecular function: ATP binding; RNA binding; RNA helicase activity. The record is from RefSeq and is a predicted model, not a curated record. NCBI's taxonomy places the organism in Eukaryota, Apicomplexa, Conoidasida, Eucoccidiorida, Eimeriidae.